UUCUCCCUGCCUCGACUCCCCCCAGCGUGGUUCCUGCUGUCUGGGCACCUUGCUGGUUGGUGCCUGGUCACCCAGGUCAGGGCUGGGAGCGGAAUCUGAGCUUGUGGCUUUUCACCAUUGUCCUGUUCUUGAGACCUCAGUACUUCUAAAACUAGUAAAGGUUUGUUACCGGAAUCCAAAUGGCUUUCUUGAAUACGCGAUUGGUUUUAUCCUUAACCCAUCUAAGCAGUGCGGUGCUCCAGCGACAGUUCAGUACCACUGGAGCAUGCCGAGCAAUACAGAAACUCACCCGCGUGCGAGUGGUGGACAACAGCGCCUUGGGGAACACGCCCUACCACCGGCCACCAAAGUGCAUCCACGUGUAUAACAAGACUGGAGUUGGCAAAGUAGGAGAUAAAAUCCUUCUGGCCAUCAAAGGAGAAAAGAAGAAAGCUUUAAUUGUAGGGCACAAGAUGCCUGGCCCCACCAUGACGCCUAGGUUUGAUUCCAACAAUGUGGUACUCAUAGAAGAUAAUGGAAAUCCAAUCGGGACUAGGAUAAAAACACCAAUACCCUAUAUCCUGCGACAGAGAGAAGGCGAAUUCUCCAAAGUAUUGGCCAUUGCCCGCAACUUUGUUUGAAAGCUAAGAGGGUUCUUCAGCCUGUUAUGUCCUGUAUGUCCUUUCAUACAGUAGAUGUUACUUGGUCAUUUUUUAGAAACUGAUGAAACAUGAAAAAGUUGAGGUUCAUCAAGAGUCCCUCCUCCUGUUUAAGAAUUAUAAGCAACUACUGUAAAUGUUGAAAUAGUUUCUUUUUUCUCCAAAAGAAGGUUGAUUUACUUUACAGAACAUCUGCAAUCUGUUUGGGAAAUUGUCCUUUACCCUUACUGUCCUAUGGUGUUAAUUUAGUUAGUCAUCAUUAAAACGAGAACAUGAAAACCUU
This is a messenger RNA of Myiozetetes cayanensis, 921 nucleotides long. RefSeq names its product mitochondrial ribosomal protein L14 (gene MRPL14). NCBI's taxonomy places the organism in Eukaryota, Metazoa, Chordata, Aves, Passeriformes, Tyrannidae. Bases 180 to 620 code for a protein of 146 amino acids. Gene Ontology annotation, biological process: translation. The record is from RefSeq and is a predicted model, not a curated record. Gene Ontology annotation, molecular function: structural constituent of ribosome. Gene Ontology annotation, cellular component: mitochondrion; ribosome. The transcript is spliced from 3 exons.